Messenger RNA from Amphibalanus amphitrite, 3197 nucleotides. Its product is annotated as nudC domain-containing protein 3-like. Gene Ontology annotation, cellular component: cytoplasm; endoplasmic reticulum. Gene Ontology annotation, molecular function: hydrolase activity. Gene Ontology annotation, biological process: GPI anchor biosynthetic process; protein folding. The record is from RefSeq and is a predicted model, not a curated record. Lineage: Eukaryota; Metazoa; Arthropoda; Thecostraca; Balanomorpha; Balanidae. The transcript is spliced from 9 exons. Bases 305 to 1387 code for a protein of 360 amino acids.
GACUAGUAUGCCCUCCGGCGCCCUGUUUUCACCGGCGUCCGGAUCCAGCAGGAAUACGCGCUGCCUCAGCCUUGGGAAGAGUGAGAACGGUUGCUGAACCCAAAUAAAUGAGAAUACAUGCUAUAGUCGAGGAUCUGAUCUGGGAUGCCGUGGUCUUGGCAACGCUUUCUGGCUAGUUUCCAUAGCUGAACUGAACUCAAACUGCAGACUGCAGAGGAGUCACUUUUGGAGUUUGGUAUCCAGUACUUGCUUUGCAGGUCGGCACUGCAACGCAGCUUCACUCGAAAACUCACUCUGGCUAAAGAUGCCCUGCUUCUUCCGAGAUGGCUACCCUCUGAAACCUCGCGUUAUCAGACCGGUAGUCUCCCCGCGGCACAUCCUGCUACUGGCGCUACUCUCGGUACUCCUAUACGGCGAGUGGUACGACCUGUGGCACACUGCGCGCGCCUGGCCGGCCCUGCCUGGAGAGCACCCGUCCGGCAGUGUGCGACUCCUGCUGGUGGCCGAUCCUCAGCUCCAGGGGGAGAGGAACGAGCCGGCCGCGCCGCUGGGAACCGUCACACGGUGGGAUUCUGACAGGUUCAUGCGCCAGGGCUUCUGGCGGGCGUUCCAGCACGUGCUUCCUGAUGUGGUGGUCUUCCUCGGGGACCUGCUGGACGAGGGCAGCAUCGCCUCCCCCGAGGAGUACCGCCGCUACGUCAGCAGGUUCUGGAGCAUCUUCAGCACGCCCAGGAACAUCAAGGUGGUGUCUGUGCCCGGGGAUAACGAUAUUGGCGGCGAGGGCUCGGAGCCGGUCAAACAGGACAAGGUGGCCGCCUUCCGGGCAGAGUUUGGGGGAAAGGACACUGCCCUGGUGGACUUUGUCCAGUUCUACAAGAUCGGCACCAUCCCGCCGCGGUCGAACCACACGCGGCCACCGCUGUCGGACGGCAUUAACGUCAUGCUGAGCCACUUCCCGCUGACGGCUUCCGUGUCAGCGGUCAACCACGAGGCCCUAAGGCGCCUCCGGAUCAACCUGAUUUUCUCGGCACACUCGCACACUUCCUUUGUGGGUAUAAGAAGGAAGGAGACGGGUCACAGUCUGAGGAUGGAGGGCCUCAACUCGCCGGCACUCGAGAGCAUCAACCUCGAGGACGAUAACACGGUGGAGAUUGUCGUACCGACCUGUUCAUACCGGAUGGGCGUCAGAACAAUGGGCUACGGAGCCGCCGUCAUCGACCGUGCGGGCCGGGUGAGUUACGCGGUGCUGUGGCUGCCGUCUCGGUUCAAACACCUGCACAUCUACCUGGCUGUGGCUCUUUGCGCCGGUGUGGUGCUGCUGGCCUGUCGGUGCUGCCGAACGGACCGACAGCGCGCCAGGAGCCGGGCCCGGCUCCCCGGCGUCUGACUCCCCGGCGACUCUGACUCUGGCGACUCUGACUCUGACUCCCGACUCUGGCGACUCUGACACUAACUCGACUCUAACUCCCGACUCCCCGGCGUCUGACUCUCCGGCGACUCUGACUCUGGCGACUCUGACUCCCCGCCGUCUGACUCCCCGGCGACUCUGACUCUGACUCGACUCUGACUCCGACUCUGACUCUAACUCUGACUAACUCCCGACUCCCCGGCGUCUGAGUCUCCGGCGACUCUGACUAUGGCGACUCUGACUCUGACUCUGACUCUGACUCCCGACUCUGACUCUGACUCUCCGCCGUCUGACGCUGCCGCCAGCCGGGGUCUGAAGUCGUCCAGAGAUUCUUCAGUGGUCGGUAGGACCGUUAUCAAUAUCGUUAUCGGUAGGAUUGUUAUCAGUUAACCAGCGGUGUAACGCUGGAUAGGCUGUUAGGCAUUGUUAGGGCCUCGGGGUUAGGUACACCAAAUGCCGGUGUUUUAAUCGGUGUUAACUCGUAUAUGAGGCGUUAUUUAACACAUUGAUGUGUGUUGGGUGUCAACGUUUUUCGUACAAGGGGGUAACUUCUAUCCGACCUUUGGCAAUAGGAAGCUGUUGGCGUUUUAUGGAGUCAUGUUCAUGUGUGCCUCUUGCUGUUGAGCGCAAGUGUGAAGAGGUUUAAUUCACCUCCUAUCGUGAGUCACAGGGAUCUACACUCUACACGGUUAUCUAGCGGUGGCAUUAGGGGAAUAUGUCUUGGUGUGCUUUCCUCGUGUUGUUAGAUGGUGUUAAAUAAGUCGAUACCAACACUUUUAAACGAGCGUCGUCCCGGCAAGACACGAGAGUUAGAUAACUCCCUUCGCUGGGCCGGCGAGUUCUCUCAGGGUAACUCUAUGGUAACUCUAUGGUUACUAUGGUAACUCUCCGACAAUCCGUAAAAUGUGUGCCAAAUUCGUGGACAUGCCUGUAAUGGCCAUCCUAUUUUUCACGUUUGUGAAAAUGUUCACAGACGAACCGUUGGAUCACACAGGGUCAUUGGGCUAGAUAAGGCAUAAAGUGCGAAGGAAUCCAGCAAUACUUCCAGCAAUCACAGUUGCCAAGCUCUCUCAGCUAGGUCUAUAUCUGGACGGGAUGAAUGUGUGGAUACGGUGCAAUAACCUGACGAGUUUCGGUAACUAAAGGGAAGUGUGUCAUUCAGUGGAUUUGGUGACUUACAUUCGAUUAUACGUUAGUUGUUUAUCCCUCGGAUAACUUAAGAACGAUUUUAAGUUAAAACGGCUUGCUACUGCCAUGUAUGUUUCCAUUGUUCUUGAGGAAAUUCAGUAUAGUUCCCAACAACCGUGCAGUUCAUUUCAGAGGGUCAGCCCAGAUUUAGGUGCGUGCGCGUAUGGCACUAGUUCUCGCCGUUCUGACGUAAUUUUGUGUAAAAUGCAGUCAGAUGUUUUAGUGUUUUGUGGUACGAUGUGCCCCAUUGCUGCUGGUGUGGAAGGGGCAUUUCGGUUCUAAGCCGGCAUGUCAUUUCUUAAAGUCGAGCUAGAGUCCCUCUAAGUUCGUUUGGUAGCCGGAACGCCGUAUGUUCAUGAAGUUCACAUUGCGUACUUGGUCGUCCAGAGAUGUUGCAACUGUUGCUAACCAAGUGUGUUUCGAGUGGCCUGCGGCAGUGCGUUGUCAGCACGUGCCAUACAGGCCACAGAUCUCCUGGUUUUUAAUGUGACUUGUGUAGGGGUGCUGUACGUUUUGGCCCGUCCUACAGUGCGCACUGUUGUACGGAGUUGUGGUGUGUUUUCGAGGUAGAUGAUCUUAAUAUGACCGUUUGUUCGUGCGC